AUGUCAAUCCCAUAUGGUGGGGCCAGCAAGCUAAUAGAGAACCCCAGGUAUUUAACUAGUAUUAUUCUCUGUGCAAAUAUCUACAGCGCUAGACUCCACUUCAAAGGGGAAGUUACACUGAAAUUUGCUUGAUUGUCUUUCUCCUUCCCAUUGUUCACCCUGUCCAAAUGUCGAUGCUGUCAUGGUGAUGAGUUACAGUGUUGUCAACUAUAUUUAGCGAGUUUUCAGACCCCUCUAGCGACACAUUUUCAAAAAAGCGACUGGACUAGCGACAAAACUAGCGACUUUUUCUGGUGUUAUUGGAGACUGACGUGAAAGCAUGUAUCGUUCUUACUCUUCUCAACAAACAGCGGAUGCUGCCGUGGGCCCCACUCCCGUCCCAAAGCACUCCCCACCCCCUCCCCAGUGAUAGUAUGUUCCAAUCUAAUUACAAAUAUCUCCUUCUCGUCAUAUGCUGCAGUCAUUUUCUGUAUCCUUGUAAACUCUGGAAGUCUGGAGAUGGUCAUGACAAUGCAUUAACAAAUGGGGAUGGCAAGUAUGAGCUCGUCAGUUGCCAAUGACCUAAUUGUAGAAGAGAUCAAGAAUCUCAUGUCAAGAAGUAAGUGCAGCAUAAUCUUUCUUAGUAUGAUUAAAUCAGGCAGUAAUACACAAUUAAUUGGUAUAUACUGCCUGACACUAAUGGCUUCAAAAUCGUGUAAAUGUUCCUUACAAGCCAGAAUGUUGAAUAAAAUUACAUUUAAACACACUCUACCGAUUGUCUGUGCGGUUUGUACUUCAGCUGCUCGAAAUUUGAGAAAAAAUAUCCACAGGAAAGUAUUGUUUACCCGACUUUUUAGAGAGCCAGUAGGUAUAUGGUCCGGCACCGAGGUGGAGUUAAUUUUAUAUUGGAUAUUCAGUUCUCUCGUAAAUAACUAUUGAACCAAGCAUGCCAUGCCAAUGAAAAUUGUAUAUUCUGAAUAACGGAAGAAUGGAGAACAAUCAACAUGGUCUUUUUUUGUCCUCAUUCUUUUAUUUGUUGAUUGAAAUCGGAAUAAAUAAAUAAAAACACACACAAAAAAGUGCUGAUUGUUCUCCAACCUCCCCCGGUUCAGAAUAUACUAGGGCUGGGCGAUAUGGCCGAAAUAUCAUAUCACAGUAUUUAUUUUAAAAAAGAUGGUAUUCGAUGAUAUAUAUAAAAUAAUAAAAUUUUAAAAAAGUGCUUUAUGAGUAAUGUGUGACCCUAGGGUGGCAACACAUACAUUCUAAGUGAUUUCAAUGGGUUUUUCUCCAUUCUGAUUGUUUUAUACUGUUCUGUUCAAUUCAACCCAAAACUAUUUUCAGCAUUUUCAUAAGUUUCUGCAUUUCCUCCACUCAUUUGAAAUCAUUUCCACACUGCCAUGUAGGGCUGCACGAUAUGGGCAAACUAUCUAGGCAUUCUUUUUAAUCAAAUGCUGCAAUUGCGAUAUGACUUGUGAACUGUUGGAAUCAUGGAAAUAUAAUGAUUAUUCUAAUUCUAUAGUUAGAAUAUAAUAGUUGGCACUUUGAACACAGUGUUUGACAUGACAAUGAAUGAAAAUGCCAGGGAGGAGUUAUUGUGACAGGGUAGGAACCAAAGUGUUGAUAAGUGUUUCCUAGGGGACCCUAUAAUCUUUGGCUACAUUUAAAUGUUUUGUCUUAGCUACUUCAUGUAGCCAACAUAUUCAUGCUUCGCUUAUUCCUCUUUGAUUUAGAAGAUACUGUUGCACAUACAACAUGCUGAUUUAGGUCUACACACUGGUAUUAUCAGGCUGUAUAGCUAGUUAUGUUUGCUCUGACUCAGUACAUUUAUUAGCUAGCUAAUAGCUUACCUACACACUGAAGAAGGCUGCAAAGCCGAAACAUCUGUGUAUCCCUGAUGCAGUGAAAAUAAAAUAAAAAUAGAAAAAUGAAGUAAGCUUUAUGCGAUAUCUUUGAGUGCGGACCCAUUACAGCUUUUGUCUGAAUUUGCGGGUUUUACGCACCAGCCAAGCUUCUGGGAGAGCGCGAUAGUCCCCUUUUGAUUAGCAUUAGCGGCUAACACGAUUUAGGCCCAAAUUGCUAAGAAAAGACAAACUAGCUGUUUGCAAAUGUAAGAAACACAAACUAAUAGUGUGAUUUAUAGAACACUAGUGGAUUUAUAUUAAGAAGCAAAGUGAAAACAGCAUCGUUGUCAUCAACAUUGUUGUUUGUGCUGCAUUGACCAUGCAGACUAAACGCAAGCGUCUAGUGGUCAAGCAACAACAAAUGCACUCCUUGAGUGACAGGGGGUGGGGCUAGGUCUGUGUGGAAAGCAGCAUGGAGAGAGAGCAGAGAGAUGACUGAAGUAGCAGAGUAAGCUAUAAAAAUGGACGUUACACAUGGCGUUUUACAUUUAACAAACCAAACAUUCAAAUACCGUUAUAGAAAGCGAAGUAAAAACCCAAACCAGUAUCGUAAAAUACGGUAUACCGCCCAGCCCUAGAAUAUACCAUUUUCAUUGUCAUGGCAUGCUUGGUUCAAUAGCUAUUGACGAGAGAAAACUGAAUAUCCAAUAUAAAACUAACUUUACCUCAUUGCCUUACCGAACUAUAAACCUACAGGCUCUCUAAAAGGUCAGGUAAAUAAUACUUUCCUGUGGAUAUUUUGUAUCAAAUUUCGAGCAGCUGAAGGACAAACCGCACAGACAACCGGUAGAGUAAGUUUAAUAAAAUUACAUUUAACAUUAACAUUCUGACAAAAGGAACAUUUACACGAUUUUAAAGGCAUUAGUGUCAGGACGCAUAUACAGUGGGGAGAACAAGUAUUUGAUACACUGCCAAUUUUGCAGGUUUUCCUACUUACAAAGCAUGUAGAGGUCUGUAAUUUUUAUCAUAGGUACACUUCAACUGUGAGAGAAAAUCCAGAAAAUCACAUUGUAUGAUUUUUAAGUAAUUAAUUUGCAUUUUAUUGCAAGACAUAAGUAUGUUUCUUUUACUUUAAAUAUUCAGAUAUCCACCGAGUCACAAAGGAGCUGGAAGGUAUUCAGAGCAUUUCAAUUACUAGGCUAAUAAAGUCUUUAUAAAUUCCAUCAGAUUUAAUCUGACAAUUCUGUAAUGGUCAUUAUACCUGUCAUGGUUUUCAGUCAUAUGUUUCUGUGCUUUUUUCAGCCGGACAAGAAAUUAAGUCAAAGAUAUUGGUAAGACCUCACUGGAGUCAGUUUAAAAAGUGUAGCCUACUCUGUAGCUCAAUUGGUAGAGCAUGGCAUUUGUAACGCCAGGGUUGUGGGUUCGGUUCCCACGGGGGGCCAGUAUGAAAAGAUUUAUGCACUCACUAACUGUAAGUUGCUCUGGAGUGUCUGCUAAAUGACUAAAAUGUAAAUGUGUUAAUGUUUGUUUUGUGUCUUAGCGGAUUAGGUCAUAAAAGCAACAGAAGACUGUGCCUUGCAAAACAUGAACUUCAUGAAUGUGAUCUUCGCUGCCCAGAAGCAGGUAAAAUUCUUUCUCAGCUUUGGCUUCCUUUUAGCAUGUUUUCUAUUCUUCCGCUGGCAUAUGUUUAAUAAAGAAACUGUGCUUCUAUUUUGUCUUGUUACAGAACAUCCUAAUAUAUGCCUGUGUGUUGGACUCUGACUCGGGUCUCCAACAGGUAAGUUUUGAUUGCUUUAUGUCACAUAGAUGAGCACAAACAGUUUUAGAAGGUUCACCAUUUGCUACUGUAUUUGUCUCAACAUGCCUGUGACAUAACUGGAGGAUUGUACUUGAAAAUACCACAGAAGAUUGCCUUGGCACAAUAUCUUCUGGUGAGGAUUAUAAAAAAAUAAAGAAGAUAAAGAUUGAUUCACUUUUAUCUUUUAUAUUUUUUUUGUGUGAUGUUGGUUACAUUCAGUCUUUUCCGUGUAGUGGGUAUUCUUGCCAGACUCUGACUAACGCUCCCAACUGGUGCUGCCACCUCCUGUCCAUGUGGAUUACCAAGCAGUAUGUUUUUGCCACAGAAACCUAAUUGAGAUUGGUUAUGUCUGCUCAGUGUGUUUGUCAAGUGAGUUAUAUUUUGUUUUCUCAUUGUAUAAAUGUGGUGAAAAUGUGCAGUUUUAUUCAUUUUAAGUCAUAAUGACCCUUUUCUCUUAACGUAUUCUGCAACUUCAGUCCCAUCUGCACAACUUGCGAGUGAGUACUAAAUACCUUUACUCUUGUUGUAAUAUAGACAUUGGGGGAAGUAGGAACAAGUGGGUCUUGCGCACAUUUGUUUAGUCAUCUUUAAAUUCCUUUAACUUGUAGGACUGCCUUCAAAGUUCCAUUACCCCAGAUGGUCAAGUCAAAGAAGAAGAAACUCAAGCCAUCAACGUGA
Coregonus sp. 'balchen' is the source of this 4296-nucleotide messenger RNA. NCBI's taxonomy places the organism in Eukaryota, Metazoa, Chordata, Actinopteri, Salmoniformes, Salmonidae. The record is from the annotation of a GenBank genome assembly.